Molecule: messenger RNA, 2646 nt
Organism: Pseudozyma hubeiensis SY62
Lineage: Eukaryota; Fungi; Basidiomycota; Ustilaginomycetes; Ustilaginales; Ustilaginaceae
Exons: 1
Coding region: 1-2646 (881 amino acids)
Source: RefSeq, a predicted model, not a curated record
AUGAACGGCAAUAUGCUGCUCUCUCCCGAUGCGCUUCAUUGCCUCAAACGCAAGCAGCUCACCAACCUUUGCAGGCGCUUCGGCAUCAAAGCUGUCGGCAAGAAUGCGGAUCUCAUCCGACAACUUCAGGAGUACGCCGCAUCCAACAUCCCUUCCGAUAGCCCAACAAAGGGCAAUGUGCCCAUUCUGAGACACGUCAAACGACCCAGGCAGAGCGAUUCGAGCCAAGAGUCGGGCACGGACGACUUGCAGACCAUCGAUGAAAAGCCGGAAUCAGCUUCGUUGCCGUACCCUCCAUUGACUCCGCGCACAAGGCAGAAGCGUGUCUCUGAUAUGGUCAAGGCUAUCGAAGACGUCAAGCAGCUAGACGACGACAUGGACACAGACGACGAUGACGACGAGAAUGCAACGCUGUCACAGAGGAACACCAUUAUCUUUCCCGUGUCCUCUCCCGCACCGAUUCGAUCCGUUUCUCCUCUUGCUCCAUCGAUCGACACGGAUGCAUCCGAAAACACACAGCCACUGCGCAUCAUCAAAGCGCUGCCAAGCUCGAAUCGACUCGCCCCGCCCUUAUGCUCAGCAACCAUCCUGGAGAUGAAUCGUCCCACCUUAGCAGGAGAUGGCAGCUUCAACUUAUACCCGGAUCUUUCCACUUUGCCUCUUCCCGACGGCGUCUCGAGCGAUUGUCUGGCCAGCUCUUCGACCCUUCCGUCCAUCACGUCUCGGCAGUUUUCGGCUGCUGCCGCGUCCGUCCUCGCAGAUGUGAAUGCACGCUUGACCGCAGCUGGACGAUCAGCCACCUCUGGAUCGCUCACGACCAUGUCGAGCAUCGGCAAUGGUACCUGGCAGAACCUCGCAGCUUCUGCCUCGUCUCAGGGCAUGUCGAAGAGCCGCUCUGGAAGGUAUGAGAUCCAUCACGAGCGACAGUUCAACAAGAUGGACUCGAUCGUCAACCAUUACGCUGCGCGACGUGUGGGUGCAGGUGCGACAUCGUCUUCGACAGACUCACGCAAAUCUGCUGCCUCCAACAGUUCGGGCCCGUCCGUCUCCACUGCGGCAGCGACAGCAUCAUCGGUCACGGCGGCUCGGAUGACCGCCAGCACAUCCACGUCUCGCCGUACUCGUGUGGAUGCUUCCACAUCGACACGCAGUCUCGCUGCCAUGACCCGAUCCACCAGCGCCCGCAAGGUCCCUGUACAGCGACGCCCGCUUCCCACUCCCCCAGUGUCCUCAGCCAGAUCGCCACCACCAACAACUCUACCGCACUCUACCACACGUGCCCAGAUCGUACAACUCCGACACGCCUCCAACAACACCGUCACAACCAACGCCAGCAGCGAUCCACCGCGAGCGAAACGACUCCGUCUCGCCGUCUCCGAAGACCAAGAUGCCUCGCAAAACACCGUCCUCGAAAUCCCGCCCGGGAAGAAGACCGUCGUCAUCCGCGUCACUCGACCCGACCGCGAAGGCAUGCCGUACAAAUUCAGCGUCGCAUCGUCUUCCACCGCUGACAUCGAGAGCGCGCCAACGCGUGCAGCUUCUUCGCUGCGGAAGACGGUAAUCAAGGCCACCAAGGGAACCUUUGCUGCCAGCAGCGGUUCGGCGAAGAAAGGGACGACGAGUGCGAAGUCGCAGAAGAGGGAGGCGGCGUUUGUCAAGCAGCAGCAGCAGCAGGCUGCCAUGUCUCGAAGCAUCAGCUCUCGCGCGAAUCUUGCCUCGACUGGCGGUGGUGGGUUGACGGCUUCGGCUGGUACACGGAACAGAUUCACUGGAGUGACGACGAUGACCAAUCCGACAGCAACACCGUUGGAAGAGUCGAAUCGCGACGUGCGCAAGCCUUCUGCAGCAGUCUCAGCCAUGAGCGGCUCGACAGAGGCGAGCAAGCACAGCAGCAUCAGCAGUCGGUUCGGCGGAAGCAUCCGCAGCAGCGUCUCCCAAGGUCUAGGCCGAGCCGAGAUGGCGCGUCAGGCCAGACUCAAGGAGAUCAAAGCGAGGACUAAAGCGGCACUCGCCGGUUUCGGGAGCCAGAGAAACGUCAGCGCUACGGCUACUGUCAACGAAGCCGCUCCCGCGUCGCCCGACAAGCCUGUCGCUUCAACUUUCUCUCCGAGCGUCAUGCGUCCGACAAUCGCAAGUCUCAACCGGUCUGCCGGUAGCAAUGCUUCGGCGUCGCUUCCGAUGCUGUCAGCGAUCACACGCUCUGCUGCACCAACCCUCGUCACCGAGACUCUGCAACGUGCAGCUACGAUUCACGCUGGAGUGGGGAAAGUGUUGACUCCCUGUUUGACGCCACGCUCGUCUUCGCUUCGUCACCUGCGCCGUGUUAUGCGCAAACAGCAGAAGGAAGCUGAUCUGGAGCAGGUGCGCGUCGCAGCCGCCGAGAACAUCGCUCCAGGAGACGUUGUGCCUUCGGUGCUUCUCGGUCCCGCUGGUGUCAACUCGGCUCAGUCGACCAUCUCCAAGCAGUCGGUCUUGAUGGCGGAGGAGCAGGACGUGAACCCGUCCAUCCGCACCGUCGCUACGCGAGCCGCUUCGCCGAACAAGAUGCACUCGACGACACCGCGCAGUCUCGCUGCAAGACCCGCUGGACCGCGGACCGCACUCGUCGCUAGUCGCGCCACCACUUCCGCUUUGAACCGUCUCUGA